Messenger RNA from Nakaseomyces glabratus, 1518 nucleotides. It is a transcript of the gene RAD52, whose product is annotated as recombinase RAD52. Gene Ontology annotation, biological process: double-strand break repair via single-strand annealing; double-strand break repair via homologous recombination; mitotic recombination. NCBI's taxonomy places the organism in Eukaryota, Fungi, Ascomycota, Saccharomycetes, Saccharomycetales, Saccharomycetaceae. The record is from RefSeq and is a predicted model, not a curated record. Gene Ontology annotation, cellular component: nucleus.
AUGGUCAAGGAAGAAGAGAAGGAUAAAGUGCACUUCAAUCACGACGACAUACAGCAGAAGCUGGACAAGAAGCUAGGUCCCGAGUACAUCUCGAAGCGUAUUGGGUUUGGGAGCAGCAGGGUGGCGUAUAUCGAAGGAUGGAGGGCGAUCAAUUUGGCGAACCAGAUAUUUGGUUACAAUGGAUGGUCUACAGAGGUUAAAAAUAUUAUAGUGGACUUUCUGGAUGAACGCCAAGGGAAGUUCAGUAUAGGAUGCACUGCCAUCGUGAGAGUUAGUCUUGCAGAUGGUACAUACAGAGAGGAUAUCGGCUAUGGUGCGGUGGAGAAUGAGAGAAGGAAACCCGCUGCCUUUGAAAGAGCUAAGAAAUCUGCGGUGACAGAUGCAUUAAAGAGAUGUCUGAGAGGCUUUGGUAACGCCCUGGGAAACUGUCUCUACGACAAAGAAUUCCUGUCUAGGAUAGAUAAAGUUAAAUUUGAUCCUCCUGACUUUGAUGAAGGCAACUUGUUCAGGCCAUCGGAUGAAAUAAGUGAGUACUCUAGAUCUAAUACUAUUGAUAAUGAUAACCCUGCAGUUAAGAGGCAAAAGCUAAAUAAUCAGAACAGCAUCCCAGACACAAAUAAGGUAAAAUACAAUGGCUCUGCGCCUGCGCCUGCUAUCACCUAUAACAACGCGCCUAAAAAACCAGUUCAGUCAGAAGAAAGGUAUGCUCCCAAUGGAAGUAGGGGUAAAGAAAACGCACAGAACAAGUCUGAGAAUGAAGAUCUGCUUGACGAUUCCUUUAUGUUCAGUGACGAUCUACAAGAUGAUGAGCUAAUUAGCCUAAUGAACAAGAAUUCUUCUGAUCCGGACAGAAGAUUCAAUAACGCACCAAAGGAAAAUACUGGAGAUAUUACUUUUGUAACGGCAAGAGCUGCAGAUUCUUAUCAAAGCACUGAAAAUGUACCAGAGAACCUUAAAUUUGAUCCUAAAUAUGUACCUCAUUCAAUGAAACUUACAAUUGAUCAGAACACAUCAAAACAUAUUCCAUUGAGUGUUCUAAAAGAAAAAGGUGUUACCGCUACUUCCAGAGAGGCUAUUUAUUCAAGGUUCGCUGCUAAGGGCAAACAGAUACCAAAUCCAAUCGAUGACAGUACGGACAGCCGUCUAGCAGAAAAUGAUAAAAGUAAUGAAAAUGAUGAUACAGAAACCAGUCACUCUACAGAAAUCGAAAAGUCUGCUAUCAGUAGUGUGAAUAACGGUACAAAUAUAUCGGGCUCCACAGAGUCGUCCGUAACAACUGUACCAUCACAUAAUUCAACAUCGCAAACUACAAAUAUAGAAGCUAAAGUAGAUAAAGCCGAUAGUCAAGUAAGUGAAAAACAGAGUCAAAAAGGUAUCAAAUAUGCCCCGCAAGUGCCAGUAGUACAUCCUAACACGUCUGCUGCAAUACCCUUAAACCAAAAUAAACCACUGAGAAGAGAAGUAGGAAGGCCGAAAAUCAACAAUGUUGGCCCAAAGAAACCAUCUCCUACACCAUGA